GGGUGAUGUACAGAGUCAAGUUGUUAUUGACUUUUGGCGGUGUGGGACUCACGAGAGCAGCAAGGGGAAGUCACAAGAGUCACAAGAAAAAGCACAGUUAAGGGUUGAAGGGAGAGAGAAUGGAGACAGUUUGGGGCAGCCUGAGCAGGAAGAAAAGUGGUGGAAACGGACAGCUUCUAGACGCUUCCAAUAUUAUGGAGUUGGUUGAAAACCAGCAAGUUUUUACCACCUUGGUGGACCAUAAGUUUCACAGACAAAGAUGCCAAACUCUCUGUCAAACACCUCCAACCUGCUGCUCUCACUCCACUAAUCCUCAUUCUCAUCACAUCUAUUUCGAGGAAAAAGUGAGCAAGAGUGAGUUCAAAGAGGUUCUCUCAGACAUUCUAUUGGGUAUGGCUGCUGGACUGAAGCGUGACCCUAUUGUGAUACUUCGCAUUGAUGGGGAAGAUCUUCUGGAGUUUGUUAAUGGUUCAGGUUAUGAAGCUGAAAUGGUAUCCAUAUUCUCUCAAAUUGAGUCCCCUGACAGAUCACUUCAUGACCAUAUAAUUGAAGCUCUUGGCAAGCUCACUGUUGAGCAAGGAAUUCCUCCUACAUCAGAUUCUUGGGUAUUGAGCAACAUUGUGGAACCGGCACUGCUAUCUCAAGAUGGCUCUGAUUUGGAUAAGCCUGUUUCUCAAGAGACAUUUUUGGAGGAAUUUAAGAUAGUCGCAAUGAGUGUGGCUAAUCAUCUUAAGGAACAACCUGUCAUAGUUGCUCACAGUGAGAACACCUUUGAUGGAAGUGGUGUUAAGAGACUAUUAUCCAACAAGUUUGAAUUGGACAAGACUUUGAGCUCAGCUAUAGAGACUUUGCCCAAAGAUCGAAAUGGAAAGCUUUCAAAGGAGUAUCUAAGGGUGACAUUAGACACGGUGGCUCCAUCUGCUGGUUUACCUCCUGUUGGUGCAAUUGAAGAGAUGGACAAGGUUAUUGGUGAAGUCUUUAAGAUGGUGAAUGCAGAUGAUGCGAAGGUGGUGAAAGAAGACGAGUUCAAGAAACUAUUAACUGAAAUACUGGGGAGCAUAAUGUUGCAGUUGGAGGGAAAUCCCAUAUCAGUUUCUUCAAAUUCGGUAGUGCACGAGCCACUAGACUCAUCUUCUACACUUCUGCAGCCAUCCCCUAGUGAAACAGCAGCAUAGCUGUGUUUUAAGUAUAUGAUGAGUAAAAGAACCGAGAAAUAUAAUAAAAUUUUUAUUUUCUGUAAAUUAUUACUAGCAUAAUUUGUGUUUUGAGCUGUCAAAUUUAAAUUGUGUUGUACUUGAGUCAUCGUUCAGGCUGUUUGAUCGUAACCUAAAAAGAAUAAGAUCAUUUUACUAUAAUGCAUACAUUAUCAAACCAUUAUGGAUA
Molecule: messenger RNA, 1383 nt
Organism: Glycine soja
Lineage: Eukaryota; Viridiplantae; Streptophyta; Magnoliopsida; Fabales; Fabaceae
Exons: 5
Coding region: 120-1175 (351 amino acids)
Source: RefSeq, a predicted model, not a curated record